AUGAUAAUUUGGGAACAAGUAGAAUCAACUAUUCAUUCUAUUGGUAUCAAUAUUUUUAAGUUUAAUAAACCUAAAAAACCAAAAAGAAAAUGGCGUUGGAUAUCAUUAAUGGGGCCAGAUAAAUUAACAAUUCUAGAAAAAUUUCCCACAAUGUGUAAAAUUAAUUUAACAGAUGAGGAUAUUGUUAACUUUGAACUUUCAGCACAGCAAUGG
Racocetra persica is the source of this 213-nucleotide messenger RNA. The record is from the annotation of a GenBank genome assembly. Lineage: Eukaryota; Fungi; Glomeromycota; Glomeromycetes; Diversisporales; Gigasporaceae.